AUGAUGCGCCUGUGCCUGUCGGGCAACCGAUCCAUGGCAGUUGCCAGUACAUCACGUGCCGGCAGUGGCGGCGUGCGUGCCAGCCGGAUCGCCGCCUCCAACUACGGGGCCAAGGUGGCCGUCUGCGAGAUGCCAUACUCUGCCAUUGCCACCGACGACGCUGGGGGUGCAGGAGGCACCUGCGUCCUCCGUGGAUGCGUCCCAAAGAAGCUGUUUGUGUAUGCGUCCGAGUUCAGAGAGGUCUUCAAGGAUGCCAGGGGAUUCGGGUUUGAUGCCAACCCCGAUGUCAAGCAGGACUGGUCGUCCUUUCUCGCUAAGAAGCGCAAGGAGCUGGAGCGGCUGCACAAUGUCUACAUGAGCCUGCUGAGCAACGCAAAUGUGGAUUUCAUCGAGGGUCGGGGCAGGCUGGUCGAUGCCCAUACGGUGGAGGUCGGGGGUAAGAAGUACACCGCCCAGAAUAUCCUCGUAGCCACAGGCGCACGCGCCUUCGUCCCCAAAUUUGAAGGCUCUGAGCACUGCAUCGUGUCCGACCACAUCCUGGAGGUUCCCAAGGUUCCCAAGCGCCUGGUCAUCGUCGGGUCUGGCUACAUUGCCGUGGAGUUUGCCAGCAUCUUCAACGGUCUGGGUACUGAAGUGCAUCUUGUCUUCCGCCAGGACCAGCCACUCCGUGGCUUUGAUGGAGAGGUCCGUGACUUUGCCGCAAGCGAGUAUGCAAAGACCGGCAUGCAUCUACACGCCGGCUUCUCCCCCGUGUCUGUCACCAAGGCUGCGGACGGCACCUUCAACGUCAAGGCCAAGACCAAGGAUGGCAAGGAGAUUAACUUGGAGGGCGCAGACUACGUUCUCGCAGCGACGGGGCGUCGCCCCAACAUCAGGAACCUGGGCCUGGAGGAAACUGGCGUGAAGAUCUCCGAUAAGGGCGCCAUCGCUGUGGACCGCCUGUCCCGGACAAACGUGCCCAGCGUCUGGGCCAUUGGGGACGUGACGGACCGCAUGGCGCUGACGCCAGUGGCGCUGAUGGAGGGCAUGGCCCUGGUCAAGACCCUGUUUGCCGGGCAGGACACGGCGCCAGACCACGCCGACAUCGCCACCGCGGUUUUCUCCCACCCCGAGAUCGGGACGGUGGGCUUGACCGAGGAGCAGGCCGCGGAGCGGUAUGGCGACCUGGACAUCUUCACCUCCUCCUUCAAGCCCAUGCGCAACACGAUCAGCGGCAACGAGGGCCGCGCCUUCAUGAAGGUCAUUGUCGCGACCGACAGUGACCGCGUCGUCGGCAUCCACAUGGUGGGCCCGACAUCUGGCGAGAUCAUGCAGGGCUUUGGUGUCGCCGUGAAGAUGGGCCUGACCAAGACCCAGCUGGAUUCGGUCGUGGGCAUCCACCCAACCUCGGCCGAGGAGUUUGUGACCCUGCGCACCGCCACUAGGAAGGUGCGGGCGAAGGAGGCGGUGCCCGCCUGA
Auxenochlorella protothecoides is the source of this 1458-nucleotide messenger RNA. RefSeq names its product Glutathione reductase, chloroplastic/mitochondrial. The record is from RefSeq and is a predicted model, not a curated record. The transcript is spliced from 11 exons. NCBI's taxonomy places the organism in Eukaryota, Viridiplantae, Chlorophyta, Trebouxiophyceae, Chlorellales, Chlorellaceae. Gene Ontology annotation, biological process: cellular response to oxidative stress; cell redox homeostasis; glutathione metabolic process. Gene Ontology annotation, cellular component: mitochondrion; cytosol. Gene Ontology annotation, molecular function: glutathione-disulfide reductase (NADPH) activity; flavin adenine dinucleotide binding. Bases 1 to 1458 code for a protein of 485 amino acids.